GAUAUACAGGUGAAAAUUUAAGAUCAAAUGAGUGACUAAAAUUUCUGGAGUAAAGGUGGUUGUCAUGGCUUCUGAAUGGCUGAUACAUUCCCACCCUCAGACCCUCGCCUGACCCUAGACUGAAGAAUCAUCCAAGAUGGAGGAUCAUCCGUUUGUAGACCUGAAGAUUGACCCACAGGAAUUCCUUGAUGAAAUGGAUGGUCGUACUCUGUGUCCAAUGUGUGGAAAAUCACGGAAAUAUUACUGCUAUACCUGCUAUGUACCUGUCCAAGGCAUCGAGCACAAAAUUCCAAAGGUCAAGCUACCGUUCAAGAUUGACAUCAUCAAACACCCCAGUGAAUGUGAUGGAAAAAGUACCUCUGGUCAUGCGAGAGUUAUUGCCCCUGAUGAUGUCACUAUCUACACAUACCCCUGUAUCCCUGAUUACCCAGAUCGAGACAGGGUGGUACUGUUGUUCCCAGGGGAUGGAUCAAUAAACAUGGAGACAUUAGCCGAGAAGUUUUCUCCUGGUGUUAACAAUAACAGGCAGAAGGACAUAAGUAGGGAAGAUAAGCGUAGUGAUACAUCAGAGGAGAUAACAGAGAAUCCAUGCCUUGUAAAGUCAGUACCUAAAGGAGAUGAUCCCUAUAAUGGGGCUCACAAGGACAGCUCGUCAUCACUUGACAGAACACCAGCUACAGAAGAUGAACUUGACCAAAAGUCUGCAACAUCAGUAUCUGAUAACAUAUUACAGGCAGAUACAGACAUUCCACAUCUGAAGGAUGUGAAUACAGUAAACAGGAAAAGAAAACACUCGUUAGAUGGUGAGGUGGUCAAAAGGUCAAAGUUAAUAUCAGAGGUCAAACCUCCAUUUGACAGAGUAAUAAUAAUUGACAGUACAUGGAACCAGACAAAGAGGAUCAGCUCAGAUGAGCGACUCAAAGGUCUCACCUGUGUGGAGCUGAAAACCAGACACAGUAAUUUUUGGCGUCACCAGAAGGACCUCCCUCCAACCUACCUGUCCACUGUCGAAGCCAUCUACUACUUUGUACGAGAUUACCAUGACGUUUUUGUGACCAGUGGUGAUACUCUAGAGUAUGAUGGCCGAUAUGAUAACUUGCUUUUCCUUUUCACAUACAUGUACAACAAAAUCAAAAAAAUGUAUAAUGGUCGGAGAAACUUAAAGGCUUAUCAGCAACGAGAAGAGAAAGUAAAAUCAGAAAACAAAGCGUGAAAG
Messenger RNA from Mizuhopecten yessoensis (Yesso scallop), 1216 nucleotides. Its product is annotated as DTW domain-containing protein 1-like. Bases 137 to 1213 code for a protein of 358 amino acids. The transcript is spliced from 5 exons. Gene Ontology annotation, cellular component: nucleus. Gene Ontology annotation, biological process: tRNA modification. Gene Ontology annotation, molecular function: tRNA-uridine aminocarboxypropyltransferase activity. NCBI's taxonomy places the organism in Eukaryota, Metazoa, Mollusca, Bivalvia, Pectinida, Pectinidae. The record is from RefSeq and is a predicted model, not a curated record.